GGCAUGUCAACAAACCAGCGAAUUAGUUUGAACUAGUGCUAUCUCGAAAGCAGUGCAAUUUGAACGACUAUGGCCCGAACAAAGCAAACUGCCAGAAAAUCCACCGGUGGUAAAGCACCUCGAAAGCAGUUGGCAACGAAAGCAGCAAGGAAGAGUGCCCCAGCUACCGGCGGAGUGAAAAAACCUCACAGAUACCGACCCGGUACCGUAGCUCUCAGGGAAAUCCGAAGAUACCAAAAGUCAACUGAGCUCCUCAUCAGAAAACUACCGUUUCAGCGAUUGGUACGCGAAAUCGCGCAGGACUUUAAGACCGACUUGCGCUUUCAAAGCACCGCCGUCAUGGCCCUUCAGGAGGCGUCCGAAGCCUACUUAGUCGGCCUCUUCGAAGACACCAACCUGUGCGCCAUCCACGCAAAGCGUGUCACCAUUAUGCCCAAGGACAUUCAGUUGGCGAGAAGAAUCAGAGGGGAGCGAGCUUAAGAACUUGCUUAUUCACAAAACGGCUAUUUUCAUAGCCACAAA
Hydra vulgaris (swiftwater hydra) is the source of this 522-nucleotide messenger RNA. Its product is annotated as histone H3. NCBI's taxonomy places the organism in Eukaryota, Metazoa, Cnidaria, Hydrozoa, Anthoathecata, Hydridae. The record is from RefSeq and is a predicted model, not a curated record. Gene Ontology annotation, cellular component: nucleosome. Gene Ontology annotation, molecular function: DNA binding; protein heterodimerization activity; structural constituent of chromatin.